AUGGAUCCAUCUGUGGUCACUGCUCUUGGCUUAGUGCUCUGUAUCUCAUGUCUGCUUCUCAUUUCAUCAUGCAAAAAGGGCUUUGAAAGAGGAAAACUUCCACCUGGUCCUGUUCCUCUUCCCAUUAUUGGCAAUAUACUGCAAUUGGACCUUAAGAAUAUCCCAGAAUCUCUUUGCAUGCUAGCAAAAGAGUAUGGCCCAGUGUUCACUCUACAAUUGGGUUUUGAGCGUGUUGUGGUGUUACAUGGGUACCAGGCAGUGAAAGAAGCUCUCAUCGAUCAUGGGGACAAGUUUGCUGACAGAGCACUUAAACCACUUUUUGAAUUGGUGAGCAAAGGAUUAGGCAUUAUUGUAAGCAAUGGAGAGAGAUGGAAGCAAAUCAGGUGCUUCUCCCUAAGGACCCUGAGGAAUUUUGGGAUGGGGAAGAAGAGCAUUGAAGAACGAGUCCAAGAAGAGGCGAAAUACCUUGUGGAGGAGUUAAAAAAAACAAAAGGAUUACCAUGUGACCCCACAUUUAUCCUUGGGUGUGCUCCUUGCAAUGUAAUCUGCUCUAUUAUUUUCCAGAAACAUUUUGACUAUAAAGACCAGAAAUUUUUAUUUUUAAUGAAGCUCUUAAAUGAAAACACCAAGAUCUUAAGUUCCCCAUGGAUUCAGGUCUACAAUUCUUUUCCAUCUCUAGUACAUUAUCUCCCUGGAUCUCAUCACAAAGCAAUUAAAAAUAUUCAUUUAUUACAUGAAUUUAUUUUGGAAGAAGUGAAGGAACACCAAAGUUCACUGGACUCCAGUAAUCCUCGGGACUUCGUUGAUUGUUUCCUGAUGAAAAUGGAGCAGGUACAGUGUGAACAGCAGGAAAAGCAACAACCACAGUCUGAAUUUAACAUUGAAAACUUGGUCCACACUGCAAGUGAUCUAUUUGCUGCAGGAACAGAGACAACAAGCACCACCCUGAGAUAUGGACUCCUGCUUCUCCUUAAACACCCUGAGAUAACAGGAAAAAUGCAUGAAGAAAUUGAUCAUGUGAUUGGCCGAGAUCGAAGACCCUGCAUGGAGGACAGAAACAAGAUGACUUACACCAAUGCUGUGGUACACGAGAUCCAGCGCUACAUUGACUUGGUUCCCACCAACCUGCCCCAUGCAGUAUCAGAAGAUGUUCAAUUUAGGGAAUAUAUUAUCCCGAAGGGUACCACUAUAAUACCACUACUAUCUUCUGUUCUCUAUGAUGAUGAAGAGUUCCCCAAUCCAGACAAGUUUGACCCAGGACACUUCCUGGAUAAAAGUGGCAAGUUUAAAAAGAGUGACUAUUUUAUGCCUUUUUCAGCAGGAAAACGCAUAUGUGCUGGUGAGAGCCUGGCUCGGAUGGAAUUAUUUCUGUUUUUUACUACUAUCUUACAGAAUUUUUCCUUGAAAUCUCCCAUUGACCCAAAGGAUAUUGAUACCUCCCCAAUUGCCAGUGGAUUUACCAAAAUACCCCCUUUCUAUGAGCUCUGCUUUCUACCUUACAAAAAUAUGUGAAGUACCUCCCCUGGUUCCUAAUGCUGUAGAGCCUCUUCAUGUGCUAUGAACCAGCUGUAUUCAUUCCAUUGCCUGGCAAUGAAAGCCCUCUAUGAUUUCAGCCCAA
Trichosurus vulpecula (common brushtail) is the source of this 1618-nucleotide messenger RNA. RefSeq names its product cytochrome P450 2C42-like. The record is from RefSeq and is a predicted model, not a curated record. Gene Ontology annotation, biological process: xenobiotic metabolic process. Gene Ontology annotation, molecular function: heme binding; oxidoreductase activity, acting on paired donors, with incorporation or reduction of molecular oxygen, reduced flavin or flavoprotein as one donor, and incorporation of one atom of oxygen; iron ion binding. The coding region runs from base 1 to 1512 and encodes 503 amino acids. The transcript is spliced from 9 exons. Gene Ontology annotation, cellular component: intracellular membrane-bounded organelle; cytoplasm. Lineage: Eukaryota; Metazoa; Chordata; Mammalia; Diprotodontia; Phalangeridae.